CAUCACCUCCGCCGCUGACAGUUUCGGAGGAUUAGCAAGGAUCCACUCGAAAGCUUCAGCUUCAGCUUCCUCCCGACCCUCGAACGACUUCAAACAGACUCCCUGCCCGCUGGUCAUCAUGCCUACCAUGGUGGUGUGUUCGUUUCCCGCGUAGCCAGCUGCAUCCCAUCCGACGUCCGGACAACGCCCAGCUAUGUGGACGUACAUGAUGGCUGCCGCCCGCGGAGAUCGGGUCAACACGAUGAUGUCCACCCGGAGACGCCCCGAAACGGAGUCCCCCAAAUACGGUUACAACCUCUCCACUCGUCCCAUGUACCGAACCACCAGAUUCGUGGGCCCCGCCUCCUCGGCGCCCGCCCAACUGCAGCUGCCCUGCGGCUCCCAUCAGGCAGUCAGCAUGGGCAUGGCACCGCCACCGCUGGAGGAGAUUAGCGGCGGUCUGUUCGCACCCUUUGCGCCCACGGCGACGAUUACGGUCGAGCAGGCGGCCACCUCGAUACCGAUGGCCGUUGAGGGCGAGGUGCAUCAUCUCCACUAUCCGCGCAGGAGCUGGCAACGUAGAUAUCAUCAGGGGAACCAUCGCCAGGCGGAAGGGCUGGCGGGACAGGAUGCGGACGAUGACGACGAUGAUGAAGACGAUGAUGAUGAUGAUGAGGAUGAGGACGACGAGGAGUUCGGAGAGGCUGUGGGCGAGGAUAACCCGGAGGAGGCCAUUGCGAGGGCUGACCAGCAACAGAAACAUCACCAUCUCCAUCAACCGCAUGCCAGCGAUCCGAGUUAUGUGGAAAAUGGCAGGAAGCUGAUACAGGAACCAAGUAAACAUAGCAAGCCAUCGGCUUUGAGACGCACCCUUCAAGCCCUUCGCCAGCGUCUGACUAAAAGGAAUCGCCCCAAACCGCCGGAUUGGUUCCUCGAGAAGUUCUCCAACACCACCAAUACGGACAAGAUUGGCAAGGGAGGAUGUCCGACAAUGGAGGAUGCGGCCCUCUCCAGCGAAAUCCGAGGCUCCAGUGUCCUGUGCAAUCGUCUCUCCGUGGAUCCCACUCUGCAGUCGCAUUACAGGUGGCUGGCCAUUGUUUCGCUGGCUGUGCUGUACAACAUCAUCUUCGUGGUCGGACGGGCCGUCUUCUGGGAGAUCAACAAAAGCGCACCCGGUGUGUGGUACACACUGGACUACCUCUGCGACUUCAUCUAUCUGCUGGAUACGCUCGUCCACAUGCACGAGGGAUUCCUGGACCAGGGGCUCCUCGUGCGGGACGCGUACCGGCUGCGCAGUCACUACUUCCACACGAAGGGCUGGUAUCUGGACGUGCUAUCGAUGUUGCCCACGGACCUGGCCUACAUCUGGUGGCCACCGGAGACCUGCUCUAGCCUGUACCUGCCAUGUCCCGUCAUCGUUCGCCUGAACCGGCUCCUGAGGAUUAAUCGGCUGUGGGAGUGGUUUGAUCGAACGGAGACAGCUACUGGAUAUCCGAAUGCCUUCCGCAUCUGCAAAGUGGUCCUGGCGAUUCUGGUGCUGAUCCACUGGAAUGCCUGCAUGUACUUUGCCAUUAGCUAUGAGAUUGGAUUCAGCUCGGACUCGUGGGUCUAUAAUCUGAAUGGAACGCGAAACAACACACUUCAGCGGCAGUACAUCUAUAGCUUCUACUGGUCCACACUGACACUGACCACCAUUGGAGAGACUCCAACGCCGGAGAACGAUGUGGAGUAUCUAUUUGUGGUGGCCGAUUUCCUGGCGGGUGUACUCAUCUUUGCCACCAUUGUGGGUAACAUUGGCUCCAUGAUCUCCAACAUGAAUGUGGCCCGCGUGGAGUUCCAGAAUCGCAUGGACGGCGUGAAGCAAUACAUGGCCUUCCGGCGGGUGGGACACGAACUGGAGGCCCGGGUGAUACGGUGGUUCGCCUACACCUGGUCGCAGAGUGGUGCCCUCGAUGAGGAGCGAGUGCUGGCCGCCCUGCCCGAUAAGCUGAAAGCGGAGAUUGCCAUCCAGGUGCAUAUGGAUACACUGAAGCAGGUGCGGAUCUUUCAUGAUACGGAACCGGGUCUCCUCGAGGCUCUGGUACUGAAGCUGAAGCUGCAGGUCUUCAGUCCCGGGGACUAUAUCUGCCGCAAGGGUGACGUGGGCAAGGAAAUGUACAUCGUGAAGCGUGGAAAGCUCUCGGUCGUCGGAGAUGAUGGCAUCACCGUGUUGGCCACUCUGGGAGCUGGUUCCGUUUUCGGUGAGGUGUCCGUGCUGGAGAUAGCUGGGAAUCGGACAGGGAACCGGAGGACAGCCAACGUGAGAUCCCUGGGCUACUCGGAUCUCUUCUGUCUGGCGAAACGGGAUUUGUGGGAAACGCUGGCCGAUUAUCCGGAGGCGAGAUCCACGCUCACUCAGCGUGGAUGCCAGCUGCUGCGCAAGGAUGGGCUCUUGGAUGAGCAGAUAUUUGCUGACUCCCAACGAGUCCAUGACAGCAUCGAGGGCGGCAUUGAGAAGCUGGAGCUCUCCGUGGAGAACCUAAACAUGCGACUGGCCCGUCUGCUGGCGGAGUACACGGCCAGCCAGGCCAAGAUCAAGCAGCGUUUGGCCAAGCUGGAGAUGAAUGGCAGUCCUGGCACGUGGCGGCUGGAGUGCGAGCCGCAGACGCGAGUACGCAGCGGACGGCUUUAUUCAUUGCAGCCAAAGAGGCGCCCACGUUCGCGACCCGACGCCACUGCCAAAAGCGGCGAGGCUGCCAAACAGAACACGCUCUAAGCCCAGGAAGAAGCCCCGGAAAAGCCUCGGCCAGGAAAAACCCCCAAAAACCAAACCAAACCAAGCCCCAACCCUUUAGUCUGCCCCGAGGCCGGAAAAUAGUGAUAAAUGCAUUAAACUUGCAGGAGUAUAACCUUUGGCCCCGGGCCAAACUUUCCAUGAAUCUGUUUUUUGCCGGGUAAAAGGUAAAGUUAAAUCAAUUUUUAAUUUUUACAAUUAGUUACGUUACGGGGGUGCCAGCGACGCUUAAAGGGUGCAGACUUUAUAAAUUUGUAAAAUGAUUCAAAACUGAAUGUG
Messenger RNA from Drosophila serrata, 3031 nucleotides. It is a transcript of the gene CngA, whose product is annotated as Cyclic nucleotide-gated ion channel subunit A. The record is from RefSeq and is a predicted model, not a curated record. Gene Ontology annotation, cellular component: plasma membrane; intracellular cyclic nucleotide activated cation channel complex. Gene Ontology annotation, molecular function: intracellularly cGMP-activated cation channel activity; intracellularly cAMP-activated cation channel activity; protein-containing complex binding. Lineage: Eukaryota; Metazoa; Arthropoda; Insecta; Diptera; Drosophilidae. Gene Ontology annotation, biological process: monoatomic cation transmembrane transport.